AUGGAAGGUAGUCACCUUCGGCGCCUCAAGACCUUGCGCAAGGUGCAAGCAAGAUUCUGGAGACCAGGCCUCGCUAGUGCCGUUAAGGAUUACUACGCAGCCUGCUUGACGUUUCAGGGCGGAAAAACGUUCUGCGCAAGAUUCUGCGCACGUCUUAUUGCAGGCUCAAGGCGGGCUGUUCUGACUGUGUUUGUUUGUCACUGAGAGUGAACGUUUGCUAUGGUAAAGCCUUUUUACCUGUUUUUUUUUUUCCGUCACUUGAAAAUUACUUUGGAUUCAGAACAACCAAUGUUAAAGGAAAAACGGAUCAUUCCGUCAGUCUGAGGUGGAAUAAAAAGUUUUGAACAUUUCCAAAGAGGCGAGUAUUUUUCUGAUUGUGCAUUCGGUUAAUUUGUGAGUUGAUUUCACCUUCUUUCGCCGGGCUGAAUUAAAACCCGCUUGUAUCCUAUUAUUAGUAGUUACAGUUACUUUUAUUGCAUGCCCAGAUUUAAUACCUUUGCAGAACCAGAUUUAUCCUUCUCUUCGGUCAAAGAACCAUAUUGCUAACGUAUGCGAGUGAACAAACUUGUUGGCUUAAAAAUUUCUCAGAAAUAUAAGACCAGCAAGCAUACUCGAGAAGAAAAGACUACUUCGAUCAUUUCUCUGUUGCUCAAGUAAUAAUAGUCAGAGUGUUUUCAUGUCAUUUUUAAUUCAUACUUUUGUUUUUUAGUGCACUGCGAAAGUUUCUUUUCUUUAUAAGAAAUAACUUUCUGUACGCAAAUUUUCCUUUUCACUCGCUGUGAAGUAGAGAACGAUAACUGCCGGCAGUGACUUCAAAACAAUUGACCCUCUGCCCGUGAACAAUUGCUGGAGCUGGAUUUGACUGAAGCGAGCAAAGCAGACCCUUGUAAUGAUUUUCUGAGUGCAAGUUGCUUGAAUGAAGACCCUCGCAUGGACCAGUUAUUAAAAAUAGCUAAUGGUGAAUCAUGGCUUGGCUGCGAAGCUUAUAACUGAUCUUUUGGUUUUAAGAUCUUUAGGUGGGUUGUUUUUCUAAAGAAAAUUCAUUUCUUCACUGUCAGCAGGUAGAAUUAUGAUAAUUUGUAGUUUUUGCAACCUUGUUCAAGCUUUUUUUUAGUUCGCUGAAUUUUGUGCAUGAUGGAAUUGUUCUAUGCUUGUCGCAUCUCUUGGUGAGCUUAAAGUGGCGUCUCUUCCUUGAAGUGAGUCAGUUGGAAAUUAAAUCAUAUACGUAACCGGAAAGUAAUUUUUGCAAUAAUGUAACUUUAACUUUGUUUGAAGGAAAUCCUACUUACGCGCAGGGUUUUGACAGGUGUUAUGCAUGUUCAACUUGAGAACACAAAAGCAAAAUUUAUCUGCGAGAAACUAUUAAGUUUUGACUGAAAACUAUAGUUGCUUUGAACCGAUUUUUGGGAAGAUUUUACUUGAUAAAGAUUGACUCUUUUUCUGCCCACAUAUCAACGCCAAAACUUCUACAUUGAGGAUUUUGUUUAUAUUUCAGUGGUCUGUGAAGCUACAAUUGUCCGAUCGAGGGUGGGUUUUAAAAUUUCAGCUCGAGGGCGACAAAGUUCAGUGACUUCAAACACAUUGUGGGCGUACAUUAAUUUAUUGGGCAAAUCAUUGUACAAAGAUAUAUAUUUUUUUUGUCCACAGUGGAGCUCCAGACCUUAUAUAUCCAAGACCUUCCUUAUAUGAACACAUUUUGUGAAUGCAUCUUGAAAAAAAUCGGACCUACGCAUGCACAUUUCAUGUACAACGCAAGAAAAUUACUGUCGUUAAAGUCCGUUUUACUAUAAGAUAUUUUUCCAGAAAAUUAAGUAAUGAGAAGGUUAUAACCACAGUUUGCAACUUUUGAAGAAAAAUUGCUUGUACUUUUCAGGUUUUGAGUGGAAACAUUUUAUAAUUUUUAGGCAAAAAAUAUUUGAAAUCCCGCCAUUUUUUCAAACCCGGCCAAUGGAUCUGGGCAAAAAAGUUCAUGCAUGCUCAUCACGUUUUUCCGCCCUGAAGUUUGAUGUUUGUUUAGUGGAAAAACAGCUUAAAAAGGCCCAGCAACGACAGAAGGAUUGCUUUGACAACGGUGUUGAAACUUGCCAAUAUGUACCCGGUGACUUGGUUUUCCUGUUCAAUCCUCAGGUUAAGACAGGCGAAGCUGCGAAGUUUCACGGCGAAAGGAAGGGGCCUUAUGAGGUUCUAGAGCGCACAACUGAGGUUAACUAUCGCAUAAAGACGCCAAGUGAUCCCGGACGCCGUUCGAAAGUUAUUCAUUUUAACAAUUUAAAGCUGUACCAGUACAAAACGAGGUGA
Porites evermanni is the source of this 2298-nucleotide messenger RNA. Lineage: Eukaryota; Metazoa; Cnidaria; Anthozoa; Scleractinia; Poritidae. The record is from the annotation of a GenBank genome assembly.